GCUCCUGCGGGCGGAAGCCUCCUGGCGCUCGGCCCUGCGCCCCUCCCCCCGGCGCGCGGCCCCGCCCAGGACGAGGGGCGGUGGGCACGCAGCGCUGGGUCCAGUGGUCGGGAGAAGGCGAGGAUUACCCUCCCGCAGGAGUUGUCUGCGACUCGGCGGAGGCUCCAACUUCCAGUGGCCCGGUCGGGAAAGAUCUGCCUCUUUCUGUACCACCCAGAUCAGAGCCUCCUAAGAAAUAUCCAGAAGUCAAGCCAUGGAUCCACCUGCACGUAAAGAAAAAACCAAAGUUAAAGAAUCUGUCAGCAGAGUUGAGAAGGCCAAACAGAAAUCAGCCCAGCAGGAGCUGAAGCAGAGACAAAGAGCAGAGAUCUAUGCCCUCAACAGAGUCAUGACAGAACUGGAACAGCAGCAAUUUGAUGAGUUCUGUAAACAGAUGCAGCCUCCUGGAGAAUGAGGCCCCAGGUUCAAACCAGAUGGGAUCCUGAGAGCUUUGAGAGGGUGUUGCCAGUUUUAAGCUGAGAUGGCCCAUUUGGAGCCUUACAGAACUAGACCAGAAGACAUUUGUGGAUAAAUCUGAACUCACUUCCUGUGUGUAACUUCUAACUUCACUGGUUCCUCCCAUCUGAAUUGGCCACAUGCUUGCUGAAGAGACUUGUUUUCUUCUUCUAAGACAGUGGUUUUGUUUUUUGGGUUUAAAAAAAAAAAAACACACACACACACAAAAAAACACUUUUGUUGGAGAAAAAUCAGUGUUUCUUAUGAAACUCUAUAUCUUCUCCAAAAAUACAAAUAAAAUACUAAUAAAAUGUUCAUUUGCUCAUACUUUAGCAAGUGCCUAGCCAUAGAAAAUGGAGUACAAAGUAAUGUGAUAGGUAAGAAAAGUUGAGGUGAGCAGAAGGCACCCUCUCUCCUUCAGGAGCUUGGCAGAGAGGAGAGAAAGAACAUGACUGCUUCCGGUUUUCAUUCUUCCUGGGGCUAAAACUUUGCAGACCUUGCUGAUCUCUAGUUUGUAGGCACACAGAUAGAAAUAUGUGACCCCUUUACUCCCAGAUGAGUCACUAGUCAGGGUUAGAGGCCUGAAGCUAGGAUUCCCUCACCGGUGAUGUGGAGAGCUAGCAGCAGGCUUGCAUCAACAGCAAGAGGGGAGUGCAGGUGCUUUUUGUUUUUUGUUUUGGUGGCUGCCUUAUCAGACCUAGAAAUGGAUUUAUGGUGGAAAUAUUCAGACGUCCCUCAGAAACCAGCCACCAGCCCUCCGCCAUUCAACAGCCAUUUUUAGGUGUAGAAAUGUAAGGUUGUUUCUGCUGCUGACAUUUGUAUCAAGAAUGGUAGUUCAUACCUGAAUGCUUAGCUGUAGAGUUAUUUUAAUGCUGAGCAAAAGAAGAGAUUGUUCUUCCAGGAUAUUUCAUUUCCAGAAAUUCCUUGGGAGUAGGGGGAGGAGGACUUAAGAGAGCUGAAAAAAUGCCACUCAGAUGGGGCAAAGAGCCAGACACUGCCACCUGCUUUCCUCUAAGCUGGAAAUGCUGGAAACACCUCAAGCUGUCCCUGUCUCCUCUGUCUCCCUGCUGCCUCUGAAGUCACUGAGAAUACUUUUCCAUUGCUCUGGCAUAUUUUAGGAGUAAACUGGGGAGUUAAUGGGAUGUUAAACAUUAUACCAUUGUGGAGAAUGUGUUUUUAGAGCCCAAGUUAUAAUUAAGGAUAAUCUCUACAUAGAUUAUCUCCACAAAUGGUAAUUAGGUUCUGUAGCAUCCUGCUAAAUUUGGUUGAAUGGAAUUUUGUGUUUUCAGAGAAGUAGGGGGUUGGAGGGAGCUGUCCCUAUAAACAUACAGAAAUACUGUCAUAUGCUAAAAAGAGCAGUUUUGGAGCCAAAUGACCUAGGGUACCCAACUACCAGUUAUCCUCUCUGAACUGCACUUUUCCUAUCUACAUAAUGGAAUGGUAUUUUCUUCCUCUCAGGAGUGUUGUUGAGAAAUAAUGUAUGUAAUAGAUACUCAGUGUCUUAGUUCACUUUGUGCUGUUAUAACAAAACCUCAGAUUGGGUUUGGUUUUUGUGGGUUGGUUGGUUGGUUUUUUGAGACAGGGUCUGGCUCUGUUGCCCAGGCUAGAGUGCAGUGGCACGAUCUCGACUCAUUGCAACCUUUGCACCUUUGCUUUCUGGCUCAAGCCAUCCUCCAACCUCAGCCUCCUGGGUAGCUGGGACCACAGGCUUGCACCACCACACCUGCUAAUUUUGUAUUUUUUUGUAGAGACAGGGUCUGACUUUGUUGCCCAGGCUGGUCUCAAACUCCUAGCUCAAGUGAUCCACCCGCCUCAGCCUCGCAAAGUACUGGGAUUACAGGGAUGAGCCAACAUACCUGGCCUAGAUUGGGUAAUUUAUGAAGAACAGAGAUCAGUUUCUUACAGUUCUGGAAGCUGGGAUGUCCAAAGUGGAGGGGCCCACAUCUGCUGAGGGCCAUCUUGCUACAUUAUCCUGUGGCUGAAGGUGAAAAGGCAAGGGAGGAAGAAGGAGGCCAAACUUCAGCCUUUUAUUAGGAACCAUUCCCAAGAUAACUAGCCUACUCCAGCAAUAACAGACAGCAUUAAUCAUUCAUGAUGGCAGAGCCCUCAUAACCUAAUCAUCUCUUAAAGUUUCCACCUCUUAACACUGUUGCAUUGGGGAUUAUUUCUAACACACGAACUUUGGGGGACAUAUUCAAACCAUAGCACUCAGAAAAUGUUACUUCCCUUCCCAGCCACCUUUCAGAUUGUUUCAUGGGAAAUGUUUUCAGAUUUCACAUAACCAGGAAAGACAUGAUCAUUGUCUGGAAAGAUUCUUAGUUGGGAACUGCUUGUAUUAACAUCUCUCAGCCUUGGGUAUAUUCUUGUCGUGGAGAAACACUCUAGUAGGGCACAAGUGGUUGUAAAAUCAGUUUAGUAAAUUAUGACCAGCUUUUCUUUUUAAUGAAAUAACAAAUUAGAAAAUACCACAUGUGGGGCCGGGCUCAGUGGCUCACGCCUGUAAUCCCAGCAUGUUGGGAGGCCGAGGCGGGUGGAUCACGAGGUCAGGAAAUCAGGACCAUUCUGGCUAACGGUGAAACCCGGUCUCUACUAAAAAUACAAAAAAAAAAUUAGGCGUGGUAGCGGACGCCUGUAGUCCUAGCUACUCAGGAGUAUUGGGAACAAGCCCCCCAAAAUCUGGCCAUAAACUGGCCCCAAAACUGGCCACAAACAAAAUCUCUGCAGCACUGUGACAUGUUAUGAUGGUCACAACACCCACGCUGGAAGGUUGUGGAUUUACUGGAAUGAGGGCAAGGAACACCUGGCCCGUCCAGGGUGGAAAACCGCUUAAAGGCAUUCUUAACCCACAAACAAUAGCAUGAGCGAUCUGUGCCUUAAGGACAUGCUCCUGCUGCAGUUAACUAGCCCAACCUAUUCCUUUAAUUUGGCCCAUCCCUUCAUUUCCCAUAAGGGAUACUUUUAGUUAAUUUAAUAUCUAUAGAAACAAUGCUAAUGACUGGCUUGCUGUUAAUAAAUAUGUGGGUAAAUCUCUGUUCGAGGCUGUCAGCGCUGAAGGCUGUGAGACCCCUGAUUUCCCACUUAACACCUGUA
Messenger RNA from Gorilla gorilla gorilla (western lowland gorilla), 3585 nucleotides. RefSeq names its product small vasohibin binding protein (gene SVBP). Gene Ontology annotation, biological process: protein secretion; negative regulation of protein ubiquitination. Lineage: Eukaryota; Metazoa; Chordata; Mammalia; Primates; Hominidae. The coding region runs from base 254 to 454 and encodes 66 amino acids. The record is from RefSeq and is a predicted model, not a curated record. Gene Ontology annotation, cellular component: apical part of cell. The transcript is spliced from 3 exons.